Molecule: messenger RNA, 1008 nt
Organism: Fusarium subglutinans
Lineage: Eukaryota; Fungi; Ascomycota; Sordariomycetes; Hypocreales; Nectriaceae
Product: fungal specific transcription factor factor domain protein
Exons: 2
Coding region: 1-1008 (335 amino acids)
Source: RefSeq, a predicted model, not a curated record
AUGUUCUCCGUGGAAGCAUACUUCGACAUGCUUCUCGGACGAGACUACGGCAGUCUUGCACAUUUUCACUUUUUGAAAACCCUCAGGCUUCUUCAAGCAAGAAUAAACAAUCCUACAGACCCGGCGUCUAUCUCAGAUGCUACUAUCAUGGUAGUUGUUAUUCUGGGCUUAGCAGCGGAGAUGAUUGGCGAUCGAACUGCAGCUGAAAAUCACGCUGCCGGGAUGGCGAGGAUAGUGGGUUUAAGGGGUGGUCUUGAGAUGCUGAGGUUUGAUAAUCCCAGAUUACCCGCCAAAGUGUGCAGAGUUGAUAUUGGCUUAGCUCUUCGCUUCGGCUGCAAGCCAGUAUUCUUCGACAAAGACAUAUCCUGGAACCCAUACCUUUCCAGUCAAGGUUUACUUCGCAGAAAAAAGAAGCCUGCGGAUACAAGCCACGACAUGGAACCAUUUUUGAAAACUCUUGACCCCAGAUUAUCAAACGUAUUCAGAGAUCUCGAAGAGUUUGCAAAACUCAGCAACAUCGCCGGACAAACUGGUCGAAAACUUCAACCCAAUAUCUUCAGCGAAGUCAUGGUAUCGACUCUUUACCGGCUCCUCGCUCUGUCUCCAGAAUCAGCUUCAGAAAACGCCUUUCGACUUGGAAUGAUGACGUUCGCUGCGAGUAUCUUCUUUCGAUGGAGGGAUAUGAAGCAAAGACAGGCAUAUCUGGAUGACUCAUUUAAAGAUUCGUUAGUGAGACUGAGCGAGUCCUCUGUUCAACCGUCUAAUAUUGUUCUUCUAUGGCUUUUGAUGAUUUGGAGAACAAAUUCUGUUCAAGAUGGCUGUGAUGAAGCCAUUGAAGGGUGGUUCUUGGAAGUCAUGGAUGGCUUGGGGAUAUGUUCAUGGUCAGAACUGCAUAGCAUCUUGAAAUCUGUUCUCUGGAUAGAUUGUUUGUUCAAUGCAUCCAGCAAGCGAUUUCUUGUACCCAUACUCGAGAAGGUCAGCAGAAAAGGCGUGGAGGUUGACUCAUGA